UAGUGUGAUUGUUGCAGUGUUAUGUGGUGUGGGGGGUGUGGUGAGCUGCUGGGCGCUGUGGUGGGUGAUGACGCGGCGGUCGGCGCCCAAGCCUGGCCUUCUGCACCUCUUCACUGGCAAGUACCUGCACCCUCAGCGCUGCUGCACCACCUUCCACUGGGACGACCCAUCCCUCGUCGGCACCACCGUUGCCUUCACCGUCCAGUUUUACCAGCGGAAUGGUCGACCGUACCCCAUCAGUGAUGCAGAUGGUGUCUUGGUGGAGAUAACACAAGGAAUUCAUAAGGUUGGCGUAGUAACAGAACUUGGUGGCACUGGAGAGGCAGAGAUAAACACAGCAAGAUGCAAGUUCAGCGCACGUCAGGCUGGACAGUACAAGAUCUCCAUCCUUCUUGCCAAUCAGCAUAUCCGUGGUAGCCCUUUUAUUAAAAAUUUCCUUCCUGGCCCCCCAGAUGCUAGCAAGACUGUGAUGGUGCAACACAGUUCCACAGUUGUCUGCACAGCCAGUCAGCCUCACCACAUAUUGAUAGAACCUCGGGACCAAUACCACAAUGUCUGCUCUUUCUCUCCUGGCCAAGCUGAUACAGAUAAUUACUCUAUUGCUAUUGUGGAGCUAGAAGGAGGUUGGACAAUGGAUGCAGGUAGCAGUAUUGUUUAUGACCACACAUCACGACGCAUCAGUAUCCAAGUUACACUUCAGCGCCCAGGCUGCUACAGAGCUCACUUAACAUACUGUGACACAACACUCACUAAUGGAAACUUUGAUAUAAUUGUGCUGACAAGUGAAGAUGCAUUACGAGUGCAAAAGACAGUGAUGAGAAGAGCUCACGAAGGCUAUGAAGCUCGCUUGCUAACCCAAAACGGAAGUCCUCUUACCAAACCCAAAAAAGUGUAUUGCUAUGUCACACCAAAACAGCUUAUUAUCAAAGAAUUUCUUCUGCGACUUAUUCCAAAACGAGUUUGUACAUUUCGCUUGUGCCCUUCGACAAAGUUUCAUUUCACUGGUACCAACAACCAAAGCGGACUUCCAACAAUGAGUAUUGAUGAUGGUUGUCAACCUCUGGUGUCUCUUGCUGGUAAAGACAGAAAUGUAAUAGCUGCAACAUUUACUCAGUUUAUGCUUAAAAAUAUUGGUGGUUCAGAAACCUUUAAAGAUAAGCAGGAUCACUUUUACCAUGAGGUGCGAAAGUUUCACAGCAAACGCAUGCACGAUAGAAUACAGAUAACUGUGACAAGAGAACGACUGUUAGAAACAUCUAUGAAAGCUACCAAAAACUUUACAGUUGCAGACUGGUGUAAAAACUUUGAAAUAACCUUCCAAGGCGAAGAAGGAUUAGACUGGGGAGGAGUGAGACGUGAAUGGUUUGAACUAAUAUGUGCCCAGUUAUUUGAUAACGACAAAGGACUUUUUGCUAGUUUACACGAAGGAAGACAAGCCUUAGUACAUCCUGAUCCAUACAGGCCAUCACAUAUGAAGCUUAAACACUAUGAGUUUGCUGGAAGAGUUGUGGGAAAAUGUUUAUACGAAUCUGCUCUUGGAAGUGGAUACAGACAAACAGUAAGAGCAAGGUUUACUCGAUCAUUUUUGGCACAGCUAAUAGGCCUUCGUGUACAUUAUAAGCACUUUGCUCAGGAUGAUCCAGAGUUGUAUAGUGGCAAGGUCAGACAUAUUUUGGAUUAUGGAUUGGAUAAACUAGAAGAUGAACUCUACUUCACCGAUGAGAUACUUCUUCCAUCUGGACAAGUUAAAGUGAUUGAAUUAGAGCCUGGAGGAGCAGCUCGAUUAGUGACCAAUAAUAAUAAACUGCAAUACUUGGAUGCUCUUGCCCAGUACCGACUCUCUGUGCGGGUACGACAUGAAGUAGACGCUUUCUUAUCGGGACUCAAUGAAAUCAUCCCAGAUAACCUCCUCUGUAUCUUUGAUGAAAAUGAGCUAGAGCUUUUAAUGUGUGGGAUUGAAGAGUACAGUAUUGCUGACUUCAAAGCUAAUCAUGUGGUUAAUGGUUCAUCUCCUGAGUUCCGAAGAGUUCUCUAUUGGUUCUGGACAGCUGUUUCUAACUUUACUGAAGAGGAGAUGGCUCGGUUACUUCAGUUUGCCACAGGUUGUUCCCGGCUUCCCCCUGGUGGCUUUGCUCAGCUGUCGCCACAUUUCCAAAUCUCAGCAGCUCAUACAUAUGGUGUCUUACCAACAGCUCACACUUGCUUUAAUCAACUCUGUCUACCAGACUACGACAGCUAUGAGCAGUUCGAGAAGGCAUUGCUUCUCGCUAUUAAAGAAGGUUCUGAAGGCUUUGGAAUGGUAUAACUCGUGUAUGUAAAAAUAUGAAAAAAAAAAAAAUUCUAAAUACCAAUACUGACAUGUGUUGUACUGAUCUGUAGGGAAAAUUAUGACAAAAGGAUGAGCUUUUUAAUCAAGAAUUUAUGAUAAUGUUGGAGAAGGGUUGAAAAAGACGACAGUGGCAGAGAAGAACUUCGUGAUAUUUUCCCACAGGUGAAAUGUCUUGGAGUUCCUCUCUGCCUUUUUGCCAUAUUUUACUUCCUAAUUAUUGAAUAUAAUUUAUACACGAAAGUCAAUCAAACUUAUGUGAAACAAGUGCUUUAUUCGUGGAUAAUAUGCUUAAUUUUGUAAUGACUCAAAUGUACAAGUUGAAACUUAUUGAAAAGGAAAAUUAAUUUGAAUCUCUUAAUUUAAUUUCAUGCCAUUGAUGUGGAUUAUAUGUAAGGAGUGACAUGCAUCUGUUAGUAGGGAUAUAUUAAAUAUCUUGACUGAAAUUAUA
Cherax quadricarinatus is the source of this 2777-nucleotide messenger RNA. RefSeq names its product apoptosis-resistant E3 ubiquitin protein ligase 1. Lineage: Eukaryota; Metazoa; Arthropoda; Malacostraca; Decapoda; Parastacidae. Gene Ontology annotation, biological process: protein polyubiquitination; negative regulation of apoptotic process. Gene Ontology annotation, cellular component: cytoplasm. The record is from RefSeq and is a predicted model, not a curated record. Gene Ontology annotation, molecular function: ubiquitin protein ligase activity.